AGUUAUAAGAGUAUCUACAAAGCCAGAGAGUCAACCUUAUUCGAAACAUCUCUCACUUGCCGCCGCACAAUACGCAUACGCGGCACUCCGCCUGGCGAUCAACUAGGACAACUGCUAGAACAAGCGGUGAAUCUUGUUCCAAAGAAAUUUCUUGACAUUCCAGGGGUCACGGCAGUACGGGUCUUAGAGCUUGGAGGGGAGUACUCUUGCGCCAACGACUAUCAAAUUCAAUCUGGUGAAGCAGGUGUGAUGUUCGUCUUCACAAACAUUCCUUGCGAAGAGCUCUGCCAAAGCGAACAACUUCUGACUGAUGCUCAGCCGAUCACUCAGAUUUUCACACUCAGCCUCGGCUAUGUCGUCAAAUACAUGUUUCUCAGUGAUGACGCCUCAGAAAAAGGUACGUCUAACAUGAAGAACACGAACAGCUAA
Molecule: messenger RNA, 429 nt
Organism: Ostertagia ostertagi
Lineage: Eukaryota; Metazoa; Nematoda; Chromadorea; Rhabditida; Trichostrongylidae
Source: the annotation of a GenBank genome assembly